CAGCUUCCGGCGGGAGGCGGAAGCCCCGCUUCUGGGCAGAGUCAGGGAGCUGGGACUGCUGGCCGCCCAGGACGAGAAGGUUAAAUUGAUUAACUGCCCGGAACAGCUUAGCUCAGAGAAGAUCAGUAUGCUCUGGUGGGAAAUAUGAGAAUAACAGGAGUUGGUCGUUGACUUUGAGUUGAGCUUUGUAACUCCUUUUAGCGGUUACAGUAUUUGGAAGCUGAAUCAAUGUUAUCGGAUGAGCUAGAGUCCAAACCAGAGCUGCUGGUCCAGUUUGUUCAGAACACGUCCAUACCAUUGGGACAGGGUCUGGUGGAACCUGAACCUAAAGAUAUCACUUGUCUGUCCCUGCUGCCUGUUACUGAGACCUCAGAAUGCAGCCGGCUCGUAUUACCAGAUGAUACUCCAAAUCCUUCCAACUCCUGUAAGGAGGUCCCUUCCUCUGCUGUGUUGAGAAGCCUUCAAGUGAACCUGGGCCCUGAAGGAGAGGAAACAAGGGCACACACUGUACAGAAGUCCCCUGAGCUUUUGUCAACUCCGGAGUCUCCUAGCUUGUUGCAAGACCUUCAACCAAGUGAUAGUACUUCUUUUAUCCUUCUUAAUCUAACAAGAGCAGGCCUGGGCUCCUCAGCUGAACACUUAGUAUUUGUCCAGGAUGAAGCAGAGGACUCUGGGAAUGACUUUCUCUCCAGUGAUAGCGCUGACAGCAGCAUGCCAUGGUUCAUCCGGGUUCAGGAGUUGGCCCAUGACAGUCUGAUUGCUGCUACUCGUGCACAGCUGGCAAAGAGUGCCAAAGCCAGUAGCAAUGGGGAAAAUGUUCACCUUGGUCCAGGUGAUGGGCAGUCUAAAGACUCUGGGUCCCUCCCCCACCUUCCUCAAGAGGAGAAAAGGCUCCAGUGCACAGUUGAGGGCUGUGAUCGGACAUUUGUGUGGCCAGCACAUUUCAAGUACCACCUAAAAACCCAUAGGAAUGACCGUUCUUUUAUUUGCCCUGCUGAAGGCUGUGGGAAAAGCUUUUAUGUGCUUCAGAGACUGAAAGUGCACAUGAGAACUCACAAUGGGGAGAAGCCCUUUGUGUGUCCUGAGCUGGGAUGUGGCAAGCAGUUCACCACUGCUGGAAAUCUGAAGAAUCACCUUCGGAUCCACACAGGGGAGAAGCCAUUCCUGUGUGAAGCUGAAGGCUGUGGCCGUUCAUUUGCUGAGUAUUCCAGCCUUCGGAAGCAUCUCUUGGUUCACUCAGGCAUGAAGCCCCAUCAGUGCCAAGUUUGUGGAAAAACCUUCUCUCAGAGUGGGAGCCGGAAUGUGCACGUGAGGAAACAUCACUCAAGGAUGGGAGCAACAGGAAAUCGAGAGCGAGAGCAAACAGCUGAACCGCUAAUGGGUAGCAGUUUGCUUGAGGAAGCUUCAGUACAUAGUAAAAACCUGGUGUCUUUAAACUCACAGCCCAACCUUGGAGUAGAGUCCUUGCACCUACCAGAUACUAACACCAUCCUGGGAGUAGAGGAAGAAGUGCUUGCAGAAGGAGCUUCACGUUCUUUGUCUUCAGCACCAGAAGUGGUUCUGUCACAGUCACAUCACCUGGUGCCCAUGUCUACUGGGAGACAGUCAUAUGAGGUUUCUGCCUUAUUACAGUAAAUCUACAGGAGUUACUAAAGCAAGGUGGUGUAUCAGAAAAAUGGACAUCAUAACGAAUGUUGAUUCUUGGAAGAACUAGCUAUAUGCUUGAGUCCCAAGUGCACACAUUGGGGUACAGGAUGCUUUUAGCUUAUGGUCUGACAGAACCAAAAUGAAACUGAUGCAGGCUAUGACUGGCCCUCAUUCAUCUUUUCCUUGCACACAGAAUGAAUGUGGGAGUGAUCAUUGCUCUGGGGCCUCUUCAAACUUACCAUCUGAUGCAGAGGAGGAAUAAAGCACUGAAUGUGAACUGGGUAACUGUCUUUCUUCCUCCCAUUGCAUUUUGGGGCUGACUUCUGAAGGUGAAUUUGAUUUAGAAGCAUCAGCUAACGUGGGAUGUUACUGUUGAUUGGAGGAAGACUUGUUUCCCAUCCUGCCUCAGCUAUCUUUUCACAUGGAUGAAUACAGUUCUGCCUAUGAGGUGACAGAACUUCUCCAGGAAGCCGAGAUUUCAAGAUGCCUUGUGGCUUUGGGGGAAGGGGUGUUAUCAGUUCUAAGUGACCUUCUUUCUUUUGGUUACUUAGCAUGAGUUUUCCCCCUACUGGGCUGCAAAUAUAAAAUUUACUUGAAUCCCCCUUGGCCCUAGGGCUGAGAUGCCAUCUUCUCCUACCCACCUCCACUUGGUCACUUUGCCCCAUACUGUUUUCUUAGUUUCUAAAACUUAUGGUAGCAUGUUAAAGAAGAUUUUUAAUUUAAAAAUCAGAUGAUGAGCUUCAUUUGUUUUAUCUUUAAAUAAACAAACCAACAGCCUA
Molecule: messenger RNA, 2426 nt
Organism: Vombatus ursinus (common wombat)
Lineage: Eukaryota; Metazoa; Chordata; Mammalia; Diprotodontia; Vombatidae
Gene: ZNF410
Product: zinc finger protein 410
Exons: 12
Coding region: 229-1635 (468 amino acids)
Biological process (GO): regulation of transcription by RNA polymerase II
Cellular component (GO): PcG protein complex; nucleus; transcription regulator complex
Molecular function (GO): DNA-binding transcription factor activity, RNA polymerase II-specific; transcription coregulator activity; RNA polymerase II cis-regulatory region sequence-specific DNA binding
Source: RefSeq, a predicted model, not a curated record